This is a messenger RNA of Suillus subaureus, 1225 nucleotides long. Its product is annotated as cell differentiation family, Rcd1-like-domain-containing protein. The transcript has 6 exons. Gene Ontology annotation, cellular component: CCR4-NOT core complex; P-body; CCR4-NOT complex. Gene Ontology annotation, biological process: mRNA catabolic process; negative regulation of translation. The record is from RefSeq and is a predicted model, not a curated record. Bases 76 to 1095 code for a protein of 339 amino acids. Lineage: Eukaryota; Fungi; Basidiomycota; Agaricomycetes; Boletales; Suillaceae.
UAAGCAAACACAAUCGCCCCACCCACACUACACAUUAUUCGCGGCUUGCAUCACUGACCACACUUCCCAAAAACCAUGGCCAUGGCGGGGCUUAUCUCCCCCAAACCGCUCUCAUACCUCCAGCAUGCUGGGCAAUUCAACCCAUACCAGCAACAGCAACAGCAACAACAGCAGCAGCAGCGCUUAGCAGGGUCCGCGCUCUCCGGAUACUCCGACACACACACACAUACUCAGAGCCAUACGCCCUCCCUGCACCCACACCAGCACAUCAUGGGUCUUCAAGAAGAGAGCAAGAUAUAUAGUCUUGUUAUUGACCUUACGGAUCCUAAUGCGCGCGAGGCUGCGUUGCUGGAGUUGAGUAAGAAAAGGGAGCAGUAUGAGGAGCUUGCGUUGGUGCUUUGGCAUUCCUUUGGUAUCAUGCCAGCGCUAUUACAAGAAAUAGUAUCCGUCUACCCCCUCCUCUCCCCUCCAAACCUCACAGCGCAUGUAUCGAACCGAGUAUGUAAUGCCCUUGCGUUGCUCCAGUGCGUGGCUUCGCAUCCGGAUACGAGACAGUUAUUUUUGAAUGCGCAUAUCCCGUUGUUCUUAUACCCGUUCCUGAACACGACCUCGAAAACGCGGCCGUUUGAAUACCUCAGACUUACCUCACUGGGCGUUAUUGGCGCCCUCGUCAAGCAAAACGACAACAAUACAGUCAUUCACUUCCUCCUCUCAACCGAAAUCAUCCCCCUCUGUCUCCGUAUAAUGGAAACGGGUUCCGAACUCUCUAAAACAGUCGCUAUCUUCAUCGUCCAAAAGAUCCUACUCGACGAAACGGGUCUCACGUACAUUUGCCACACUUACGAGCGGUUUUAUGCCGUGGGGACGGUGUUGAGCAAUAUGGUGAAUCAGCUGGUGGAAACCCAGGCUGUGAGGUUGUUGAAACACGUCGUAAGGUGUUAUUUGAGACUUAGCGAUAAUAUGAGAGCGAGGGAAGCGCUGAGGGCUUGUCUCCCUGAACCACUGCGUGAUCAGACGUUCAGUGUGCUUCUCAAGGGAGACAUGGUUACCAAACGAUGUCUGACGACUCUUUUAAACAACCUCAAUGAGCAGUGACACCUGCCCCGAACUAGUCUAUCAAAACGACCCACUUACGAAUCCUAAAAAUUCGGACUACUCUUAUGAGAUCUGAUGCUUCUUUUUUUCCGAACCGUUACGGACUGUCACCACUUCUCGACCGACUGGU